Molecule: messenger RNA, 2173 nt
Organism: Triticum aestivum (bread wheat)
Lineage: Eukaryota; Viridiplantae; Streptophyta; Magnoliopsida; Poales; Poaceae
Exons: 7
Coding region: 1-1857 (618 amino acids)
Biological process (GO): mRNA catabolic process
Molecular function (GO): demethylase activity; mRNA binding
Source: RefSeq, a predicted model, not a curated record
AUGAGCCGCCCGGCACAGUUGGGCGAUCUUGUGACACUGUUGGACACGGGCGGCGACCUUGCUAUGUACGGCUGCACCGAUCCCGACUAUGUUACUGUGGGUGUUUGGGUGUUGCAGGACUAUGAUGCACAGACCUGGGGGUUCCGAUACCGGAUUAACUUGUUAGCGAUGGAGGCAUCUCCACCGCUUAAGUUGUGGAAAUCUAUCCCUAGGCUGGCUGUGAUCAACGAGCGUGAGCUGUUGAUGGCGCAGCGUCCUCGCCGUCUACUGCAUUGUGACAUCGAUGGUGUGUUCUUAGGGAAUGUAGAAAGCAAAGAGCAUGAGAACCGCUCGACACUUUCUAGGCACCGCUUCCAAGAGAGCAUGGUUUUAGUCCCAUUGUUUGACGUGCAAGCAGAAGAAGAUGCUGUGAGCAACGAGCCUCCUCCAUUCGUCAUGUUUCAAACACUGAUAAUUCCUUUCCGAGAGUUUAUGGCAUUUAGUUGUUCAAAUGCGAGGCUGACGAGGGAGCAGCGGGAGCUGCAUCGGUUCCGGAACGUGCUGCGGAAGGACGACUUCAUAUGCCUCGAGAGGGUCAAGGGCCAGCUCGUCAACAUCCUCGCCGGCCUGGAGCUCCACGCCGGCGUGUUCAGCACCGCCGAGCAGAAGCGCAUCGUCGACUGCGUCUACGGCCUGCAGGAGAUGGGAAAGCGCGGGGAGCUUGGAGAUCGUACAUAUACAGAACCUGAGAAAUGGAUGCGUGGUAAAGGGCGGGUAACAAUUCAAUUUGGAUGCUGUUAUAACUAUGCUACGGACAGGAAAGGAAAUCCACCAGGCAUCAUUCGAACUUUUGUUUCUGAUCCGAUCCCUGAACUAUUUAAGGUCAUGAUCAAGAGAUUGGUAAGGUGGCGUAUUCUGCCAACGGAUUGUGUGCCAGACAGUUGCAUUGUCAACAUGUAUGACCCUGGAGAUUGCAUUCCACCACAUAUAGACAGCCAUGAUUUUGUUCGACCAUUUUGUACUGUUUCAUUCCUCAGUGAAUGCGACAUACUUUUUGGGUCUAGUCUGAAAAUCGCUGGUCCUGGAGAAUUUACGGGCUCAUUUGCAAUUCCUCUGCCUGUUGGGUCUGUGCUCGUCAUAAAUGGCAAUGGUGCUGAUGUUGCAAAGCAUUGUGUUCCAGCGGUACCAUCCAAAAGGAUAUCCAUUACCUUCAGAAAAAUGGAUCCUGCAAAGCGUCCGUUCAGUUUCAAGGAUGACCCUGAACUGCUGAACAUCACUCCUCUCGAAGCACCAGCUGCACCCGAAACUAGCAGAUCCUCGGAUGAAGGCAAGGGGAAGCAGCUUGGCGUACAAACUCGGGAUCCAGGCAGCAGAUCAUCCAGAAGCAGGAAAUCCAAAGGAAGAACGACACCUGCUGGAAAGGUUGGAUGGGGGGGCAUUCUUGGAGACCAACCUCCACAGCACCCACAGAGCCCUAUCUCCAGUGUGAGCUCUGACAGAGAGAGGGACUCCAUUGGGUGGUCGAGAGAGCCAAGAUAUCCACCGAGUUCUGACAGAGAAAGGGACUCCGUUGAGAGGCCGAGAGAGCCAAGAUAUCCGCGUGACGCGCCAUCUCAUGGCGAGGACCUCAGAGACCGGCUGAACAGGCCGCCUCAUGAGAGGACGCCUGGCAGCGGCGCGUUCUUCGUCAACAACGGCGCGGACUCCCAGGCCAGGGGGCAGCGGAUGGAGCACAGGCAGCUACAGAUGAUCAACCGCACCAUCAACGACGACAUGGACUCCCUCUCCGUCGGGAGCCACGAGUCCUCCGAGCAGCCCCGUGUCAGCGUGCGGACCAUACACAACAGACCAAGGACCAGAAUAAACCUGGGCUGGUAGCCAGCCAUAUCAUGUGUGACCGACCGUGUCUGUACUCAAAAUCUUGGGAUGCAAUGUCGGAAAAGUUUAUCGAUACCUGGAAACUGGAAAGGGGAAGUUGAGAUGUACAUUUCAGGAACUGAAUUCACUGAUAGAUACUGUAGUCAGGAGCCUAUUGUGUAGAUAAUCAGAGCUGUUAUUUUUUCCUGGAAUGCUGUAAUUGUGUCUUGGUGUGGAUGUUGUGUUGCGUUGGCGCGAUUAUUGAUGACUGAAUAAUAUUGGCUGGGUGUAGGGCAGGAGUUUUUCCUGGAAUUAAUAUGCUGUGAUUGUGUCUUCA